UUUAAUUCCUAACCAAAAAAAAAAACUGUAAGAAGUUAUUUGAUAGUAUAUUUUAAAAGAAAAUUUGAUGAAGAACAUGAUACUAAAAAUUAUUUAAUCAAAAAUGAAGUGUAAAAAUAGUAUUGAUAUGAGCUGUAAAAAUCAUACUUUUAAAAUUAUUUAAUAGUAACUAGAAAUAAUUAUUUGAUAGCAAUAAGAUUUUUCUGAAAUUCUAAACAGAAGAUAAUUGUAAAAGUUUAUUUGAUAAUACUUUUCCUUUUCUAAAAUCGUAAACAAAAAUAUAAAAAGUUUUUGAUAGUUUUUCUUUUUUUAAUUGUAAAUAAAAACAAGAUUUGUAAAAUACAAUUUUUUCCUUUUUUAAAAAAAUCCCAACAAAAGUCAACAUACAUAUUUAAUAGUAUUUUAGAAAAAAAAUUUGAUGACAAGUAUGAUGUUAAAGCUAUUAAAUUAACAAAAACAAAAACUUAGAAUGUUAUCGUGAUUGGUAUUUAUGUGUUUGGUUAUACGACAAUCAAACACAUGUUUGAUAUAUAUAUUCUCAUGUUUGCUCAUAAAAAUUGAUUAUUAUUACUGUCACCGUACAUAUGUUUAGUCAAAAACAAAUCAAGCUUCAUCGUUGUCUUAUUAUAUUUUUUUAUUUUACUAUGCAGUAGUUUAUAAUUUAUUUUAAUUAAAAUAUUAUUAUGAAAAUAUAUCAUUAAUAAAUAAUGAAUCCAGAAAAUUAUUUAACAUCAGAUAAGUUUAAUAAAAUAUUAAAUUAGUAUAUAAGAAAGUGUAUAAUGUUGUUAUUUCUUCUUGGCCUUAUUUAACUUCCAAAUUCCUUUUUAUUUCAUUAUAAUUAUUAUUUCGGGUUGGAUCCUGUUUAAAUUUUUACGUUUGAAUGUUUUUUCUAGCUCUAACUAAUAUUAACUGAAACUUAUGUGUAAAAAAAAGUUCUUAAUUAUAAAAUAAAGUUCACAUAAUAUAUGCAAAAUAAUUUUAAAACAAUAAUAAAAUGAUUUUUAAUAUUUUUUAUUAAUUUAAAAUAUCAAAUAAAACCCGUAGCAACGCACGGGUCCAAAUCUAGUAUAUUUAUAUAGGUAAGAAGAAGAAUUUGUUCAAAAAAUAAGAAGAGUAACGUGAAUUGUGGGAGAGAAUGAGACAAAAAUGUAAUUUAUCUUGUUACAUAAAUAUUUUGUGUAUAUUAUUGAUAUUUAUGAAUGUUUAUAAUAUUAAUAUGAUAUAGAUAAGUUAAAAAAUUUAUAUUUAAUUGAUUGUGAAUUUAAUUUAGGAAAUGUUUUAUUAAUUUUUAGAAAGACAUGGAAAGCAUAAAAUUAGGAGUAAUUAUUACUUCAUUAAUUCUAGAAAAGACAAAGAUUACUUAAAAGUAGGUUCAUUUAAUUAUUUCAAUGGCACUAAGUUGUAAAUAUUGUGCAAGUUUAAGGGUUAGUUUCAAUGUGUACUUCUCUUUUAAUAGAUUAGAUAUUAAAAUCCAUAAAAUUUAAAAUUCAAAACCUCCGCUCCAACGGCCACUACCAAUAUAUUAAGUCUUACAUUGGCGCCUCUUGGGAAAAAAAGUAAAGAGAUAUAUAAAUAGGCCCACACACAAACCUUCCGAUUCCAAUAGGCAAUCCCAAUAAUAAAACAUCUUGUUUUCACAAUCACUAUCUCUCCCAAAGUCUCAAACCAACAACACACUCGAGCGAAGAUGGAUUUCCACAGCCUUCUCAGAAGAGAUCUUCAAUUUCUCUGCAAGAUCAACAAAAUCCCAGCUAACAUGACCAACAUCGCCAUGGCCGAUGCUCUCAAAUCUCUUGAGACUGUUGAAGGUCUUGAUGAAUACAUGAAACAGUCCGACUCCAAUGUUCUUCAGUCUCCAACCAGUGUAGCCAAGCUUCCGCCAAGUACUGCAACUAGAACAACCCGAAGGAAGACCACCGCUGUGAAACCUGAACCUCAGUCAUCUCGUUUGACGACGAUCAAGCCUCUUGAUGGAGAACUGGACCAAGAAAGCGUGAUCAAGAAUGUCAAGUUCGAUGUGGCUAAAACUCCUGCAGUGAGAAGCACAAGAAAGGCUUCUUGUAGCAGCAAAGCUCAGGAGAGUAAGAAGGUUGAGAUGGUCCAGUCAGCGUACAGCACUAGGAGAUCAACCAGGCUGUUGGAGAAAUGUAUGGCUGACCUGAGUUUAAAGACUAAAGAAACCUUGGAUAAACCUGAGAGCGUUGAAGAAACAGAGCAAGAAGUGUCUGCACAGGAGAAGAAUCCAGCUGGUUCAGAGGAGGGAACUGAAGAUGCUGCGGUUAUCUUAGUUAGAGAUUUAAGUGCUUCCAUGAAGAAAGAAUGGGAGGUGUUGAAGAACGACGACGAUGAUACUGCUCCUGUCUUGGAACAUUCCAACACUGAGAUAACUAAUGACAAUAAAGAGUCCAAGAACCUUGAAACUUUCGAGAGUUUAUUACAAGUCGAUUAUCAAGUGACAGAACAGGUUGUGGAGGAGAAAGAUUCCAAGCCUGAGAAGACCAACACUUCCCAUGAGGAAACAAUGGUGGACCUAACCGAUGGUGAUUCAGAAGCUGAAGCGGAGGAAGACAAUUCUGGUGUUGACUCAGACGGCACUAUAUCCGAAGCUGAUUCAGACCAAGCUGAUCAGCAAGAGAUAGAAGUGGCGACUCAGGAGAAUGAUUCCGAGGCUGAGAAAAUCAUCACUCUUGAUGAAGAUACAAUGGUGGAAACUGAUGGUGAUUCAGAAAGUGAGCAGGAAGGAGACGAUUCUGGCAUUGACUCAAAUGGCACAAUCUCUGAAGCUGAUUCAAACCAAGUCGACCACCACGAGACAGAACAGGCGACUCAUGAGAAUUAUUCCGAGACUGAGAAAAUCAACGCUUUUGAUGAAGACACAAUGGUGGAACAAACUGGUGGUGAUUCAGACACUGAGUCGGAAGGAGAUGAUGAUGAUUCUGGUGCUGCGUCGGAUGGCACUAUCUCUGAAGCUGAUUCAUACCAAGCCAUACAGGGAACUGAUAUUGCUGAUGGAAAGGUGAUUCUACCUGAACCAGAAGGUUCUAUUACGGCUCCAACUUCUCCUCUUGUGCUUGAAGAGGCUCCAGUAGAAACAGCUCCAGUAUCUCCAUUUGUGGCAGAAGAAUCAGUCUCAGCUCAGUUUCCAAGACCAAACAAAUCAGCAUCAAAGAACUCGGCUAUGAAACUGGUCGAUGUGGAUAAUACGAGCGAAAACAGCAUGGAGAUGAUGAUGAUGAUGAAUGUUGUUAAUGGAGAGAGCAAAGGUGAUGAGGCUGCAAAGAAGAAUGAGAAGGUGGACAUUGAUGAAGAGAACUUGAAAGAUGUUAGCAUUAGGAAACUUGUGAAGAUGGUGAAGAAACUCUCUAUAAAGAGUAGUAACAACAGAACUGCUUUGCAGAUGUUACCUGGUAAUAAUCAGAUUGCUGAGUAGUGUGGUGACCCCAAAACUGCGUUUUUAUUUUAUGUUGCCUCUCAGACAGAAAAAGAAAAACUGAAAAACAUGUGUUUGGUAUGAAUAAAAUCUCAAAUUCAGUAACGGUUAAGAUUAUUAACAGAUUGGUAUCAA
Molecule: messenger RNA, 3565 nt
Organism: Brassica rapa (field mustard)
Lineage: Eukaryota; Viridiplantae; Streptophyta; Magnoliopsida; Brassicales; Brassicaceae
Product: surface protein
Source: RefSeq, a predicted model, not a curated record